AUGGGAACCCUUGACGGAGAGUGCACUGAUCAGUUGGCUGACCCUCCUCAAUCAAAGCCGAAAUGUAAGAACAAUAAACGUGUCUCCUUCCCGCCAGAUGAAGAAUUAGUAAGUGGAUUUGCCGAGAAGAAGGAAGUGCUGAAAGAUGUCAGCAACCUAACAUUGCAAGGGAUUAUAACUUCCUAUAAGCAGAGUUGUGAGAAGCAUCAAGUGGAGCCCAAAGCAAAGUUAUUGGAACAGCUUCAGGAUAUCACCGACAUACACCAUAGAAUCAGCAGUCUAGAUCUAAAAGGUGAAUUGUUAACGCACCAGUCAUGUGAGUGUCUAGAAGAAAUAUUGAAAGGGCUACAGUUUGAGAUCAUUGAUCUGCAGGAGACCAAACUGGAUGAAAAUGGAGCCUCUGCUUUGCUGGAUAUGAUUUUAUAUUAUGAAUCGGCAACAUAUCUCAACAUUUCUUCCAAUCAAAAUAUUGGAGGUCUGGGCUGGCUGGCUUUGUCCCAGUUAAUACAGAAGAGCAGUUGCCUGGUGGGCCUGGAUGCCAGUAACAUGCCACUCCUUGAAUGCCCUGCGCGGACUCUGUCCCGAGCCUUGCAGUUUAGUAGGCUGACAGUACUACACCUUGAGAACUGCUACCUAACUGGCCGCCCUCUGUUUACGCUAGUUUCAGGACUCACGUUUAGCCCAGCGCUGCAGGAGCUCUACCUAGCCGGCAAUGGCCUCAAUGGCUCUCAGGACUCUAUGCAACUGGGUGACCUGGUCAAGUACAAUUGCUCUCUUAAAUUACUGGACCUGAGAGACAACCACAUUUCAGACACAGGUCUGGAAGAUAUCUGUGAAGGUUUAAGGGUCCCAAACUCUGGCCUGAGGUGCUUGGUACUCUGGAACAACCAGCUCACCCAUCAAAGCAUGAGGCAUCUUGCAAAAGUCCUAUGUUAUGUCAAGAAUCUUGAGACACUGAAUCUGGGCAAAAAUGCCCUCACAAAUGAAGGAAUUCAGAGGCUUAAAGAUUCUCUGAUAAUCAACCAGUCAGUACGGAAACUUGGAUUGGCAUCUACCAGACUAACUUGUGAAGGUGCUGUAGCUUUGGCCGAGUUCAUUGCUGAAAGCCGAUGUAUCCUGCGACUGGAUGUACGAAGAAACUUGCUCAGAGCCGGGGGUCUCAUGGCACUCUCUCUUGCACUUCGAAUAAACAAAUCACUGAUCAGGGUUGAUCUUGACAGAACUCCAAAAGAAGAGAAGUAUGGAGAGACCACCCAGUGA
Molecule: messenger RNA, 1260 nt
Organism: Erpetoichthys calabaricus (reedfish)
Lineage: Eukaryota; Metazoa; Chordata; Cladistia; Polypteriformes; Polypteridae
Product: protein phosphatase 1 regulatory subunit 37
Exons: 11
Coding region: 1-1260 (419 amino acids)
Molecular function (GO): protein binding
Source: RefSeq, a predicted model, not a curated record